CGACUCAUCAUCCAACACCACUGCUUACUCUGUCAGCACACACAACAAGACUCACUCAAUAUGGCUUCGACGUUCCCACCUCCACCAGUCAAUACCAUCGACUGGGACGACAUCGGCUUCAAAGUCCGUGAAGUCAACGGACACAUCGAAUCGACAUACUCAGUCAAGACCGGAGAAUGGACUGCCCCAAAAUUUGUGCAAGAUCCCUUCCUUCGCCUCCACGGCAUGGCUCCAGGCCUCAACUAUGGAAUGCAAUGCUACGAAGGACUGAAGGCUUCUCGCGGACCUGACGACAAGACGAUCGGAAUCUUCAGACCUCAAGCGAACGCAGAACGUAUGCAGCACUCUGCUUCCUUCGUCAGCAUGCCGGAAGUCCCGGUCGAGCUGUUCAAGAAGUCAGUCCACCUGGCUGUCAGCUUGAACGCUGCUUACGUCCCACCUCACCGCACUGGCGCUUCCAUGUACAUUCGUCCUCUUCUUUUCGGAUCCAGUGCCCAGCUCGGCCUCGACCCACCUGAAGAGUACACUUUCCUCGUCUUCGUCAUGCCCACUGGCGUCUACCACGGAGUCCACCCAGUCGCAUGUCUGAUCCUGGAAGACUUCGACCGUGCUGCUCCCGAAGGCACAGGUAGUGCCAAGAUUGGCGGCAACUAUGCUCCUGUCUUGCGACACAGCGGGAAAGCUAAGAAGGAAGGCUUCGGUAUCACCCUUCACCUCGACAGCCGAACACGAACAGAAGUGGAUGAAUUCUCCACUUCCGGCUUCAUCGGAAUCCACGGAAACCCCGAAGAAGGCUGCACAAUUGUCGUUCCUGACAGCAAGAACGUGAUCAAGUCCGUGACGAGCAACACAAUCUGCGAAAUCGCCAAGAGUUGGGGAUGGAAAGUCGAGCAGAGACCAAUCAAAUACAACGAAAUCGGCACUUUCACCGAAAUCGCCGCAGCAGGCACGGCAGCAGCUCUCGUCCCCAUCAAGAGCAUCACCAUGCGCUCCAAGAACGACACUUUCAAGUACCAAGGAGGCGGCGAUGAGCCCGGUCCAGCUGUCGUCAAUCUUCUUGCUCAGUUGAAGGGCAUUCAGCAGGGUAAAAUCAAGGAUGAGUUUGGAUGGGUCGAGCAAGUUCGGGAGUAUAAGCCUGAGGAGUAUGCGCAUGAUGGCAGUGCUGGGCAGUCGAAUGGUGUUAAUGGUGCUACGCCGAAUGAGUUGCCGUAGGAGAUGUCUUUGCUGUGAUGGCUAGAAGAUGGGAGAAUGAAAGGAAAUGUAUGCUCAUGCUAGAUCACGAUUAGCUAGAUGUUACAUGAUGAAAUGAUGUGGUAGCGCGCCGCCAAU
Molecule: messenger RNA, 1329 nt
Organism: Cercospora beticola
Lineage: Eukaryota; Fungi; Ascomycota; Dothideomycetes; Mycosphaerellales; Mycosphaerellaceae
Biological process (GO): branched-chain amino acid metabolic process
Molecular function (GO): branched-chain-amino-acid:2-oxoglutarate transaminase activity
Source: RefSeq, a predicted model, not a curated record